CUCGGAAGCAACCAACAUUACCGGAAAGCGAUGUGUCUUCAUACGGUAGAUCGCGUUGUAUGAUACCACAUGCGAUGUUCGUCUGCACAUGUUGUUGCAACGUCCAAAAGAAAGUUGAUCUCGGGCUGGCGAAGUAUGUUGAGAGGUUAAGUUAGGAAUGAGAUGUUUUGGAUCAAGUGGCAUCGAACGCCUGGCUUCUUCAACGUCGCCCACCUUGGCACAAUAUUUGGUCGUAAAAGAGAGCAGAGGAUGGCUUCGCACUUGGCCGAACACGGCGACAGCGAUGGCGAAGACACAUCUAUGACGAUCGGAGACCGUCGUCGCUACCGCCGGCGUGCCCGACGCAGGCAAGCGAAUGAGCAAAAGCAGCGAGAGGUCGCUGGAGACCUGCUGGAGCCUUGGCCGGCACUGGACGUCAGCCGAAGGCCAGCAAGAGGUCUGACGGGCUACGAGUGGUGGCGUUCGAUCGGUAGUCCAAGAUUCGUGUGCGCUCCGAUGGUCGGCGGUUCAAGCCUGGCUUUUCGCAUGCUGGUUCGGAGAUAUGGCUGCGACCUUGCGUUCUCACCCAUGAUCGACGCCGCGGGUUGGCGUUGCGGCACAACUGUUUCAAGACGAGAUCGUUUUUUGUGGUCUAAGCCGCUUGUCGGCGACGUGCCUCUCGUGGCACAAUUGGCCGGCGACGAUCCUAAGACCGUUGCUGCGGCGGGUCGAGAUGUAGCUCACGCUUGCGACGCCAUCGAUUUGAAUUGCGGCUGUCCGCAGCCAUGCGCAGAGCUCGGUCGUUACGGUGCAUUUUUGUUGUCCAUGCCAGAUUGUAUUGAGGCCAUCGUGCGGGAAUGUGUCCAUUCUGUGCCAGAGGUACCGAUCACGGUGAAGCUGCGGAAGCCUUCCAAUCGUGCGGAGGAUAUGUUGGCGUUGGCAGCGCGGCUCGAGGCAGCUGGUGCAUCGGCAUUGACUGUCCACGGAAGAACGAAGGAGCAGAUCGGUCAGUUCAAGGGUGUUGCCGAUUGGGACGUCGUGGCGGCAGUGAAACAAAGGGCGAGCAUCCCGAUCAUCCUGAAUGGAGGUAUUGGUUCACGUGAGGAUGCGUUGCGCGCGUUGCAGGUCACUCGUUGUGAUGCCGUUAUGUCUGCGGAGGCGUUGUUAGAGAGACCUACGUUGUUUGCAGAAGAACCGCCUCUUAAUCACUAUCAGAUUGUGGAGGAGUUCCUAGACUUGGCUCGCACAUACCACACGCCACCCAAGGCUCUGAGCGUGAAUAUGUUUGCUUUGUUGCACGGUGCGUUUCAGCGACAUCCUGAGGUGUACGCCCGAGCACCAGACAGAGGUGGUGUGGAAGCUUGGGCCGGAUGCGUGCGAGAGUUGCAUCAAUGCAGUAUUGUGAAAACUUAUUCGCCGUCAACGACAUGUCCUGGACCAUGGUAUUUGCGGCACCGUUGAUAAGUUGCAGCUCUUGGGAAAUCGGCUGCUGGACACGAUUCGAAGGCACAAUGAUCUGAGGACAGUACCACCAAUGGAUGCGUUGCAUUGAUUGUCCUCGGAUCGGGAUCUUGGCCUGGUGAUUAUGGUAGCGCCUGUAUGGAACAGAGAUGUUCAAGGACAGUCGAGGUUGGGCACUGGUGGAGUUCGCCUCUGCCAUUCAAUGCCUAUCAUAAUGAUUCGCCCGUGAGCUCACAAAAACAAUCGGGCUGAAGGCACGUCUCUUAUCAGGAAUGUCUUGUGCAGAACUAAAGCAUGCCUGCGUUCAUUCAAGCAUCUCGGUGUAAACUAUUGUGGGAUCGAUGGUGAUCCGCUGCAUUUAAAACAAGUUCCAGGAGCAUCAGUAGAAGCAGCACCAGCUUGAGAAGGAAGGGUGGAAAGCAGAGGGAGUCAGAAUGUCUUCUCUCAUGGUGGAGCAAGUAAAGAAGCGACUACACGUGUUACAGUCCCCACAGCCGACAGGUUGCAUUACUUGAGCGCCGUGGUGCCAGCAGGCGGGCGGGCGGAGGGACUUACACUGAAUUUGGCGGGCGGAGGAACUUACACUCAUGUCGGUUGGCACAGGGCUCCAGCCGGCCGCACGACAGGGAGUGCUAUGCAGCGCUUACAAACA
Molecule: messenger RNA, 2092 nt
Organism: Prorocentrum cordatum
Lineage: Eukaryota; Dinophyceae; Prorocentrales; Prorocentraceae
Source: the annotation of a GenBank genome assembly